GAAUAGAGCAGCGUGUAUUAUGUAAUCAAACAGAGCGGCUUAGGUAUCAGUUCCUGUGGAAGUGAGAGGUCUUCCGGUACGUGAGGAGAGAAAGCUGCAAAUACGCAGAUUCAUUUAUUUACCAGCUAGAGUGCGGCCGAAAAAACAAGCUCAUCUAAUUCAAGUGCUUUUCCCGUGUUUUGACAUGGCCGAGCCACGCAGCCCGGUGUCCGCUUCUGUACCCCACAAGCUGAUGGUGCUGCCCACCCCAGAGGGCUCAACGCUUGAGAUGGACCCGCUGGAGUAUACCCUCCGCAAGCGUCUGCCGCGCAAACUGCCCAAACGACGGAACGACGUCUACGUCAACAUGAAAACAGACUUAAAGGCCCAGCUGGCGAGGUGUCAGAAACUUCUGGACGCUCAUAGGGAAAUCUGCAUCCACGGUCUGGGACUGGCCAUCAACCGGGCCAUUAACAUCGCCCUGCAGCUUCAGACGUCCAGCCAGGGUGCGUUGCAGCUGGCGGCCAACACAUCCACCGUAGAGCUCAUAGAUGAUCUGGAGCCCGAUAUUCUUUCAAUUGUCUGCUGUGUGUCAUUUUCACUCGCUGAAAAAAAAACAGAUCAUCAUUAA
Messenger RNA from Sinocyclocheilus anshuiensis, 610 nucleotides. Its product is annotated as ribonuclease P protein subunit p20-like. Bases 185 to 610 code for a protein of 141 amino acids. Gene Ontology annotation, molecular function: nucleic acid binding. Gene Ontology annotation, cellular component: ribonuclease MRP complex; nucleolar ribonuclease P complex; nucleus. Gene Ontology annotation, biological process: tRNA 5'-leader removal. The transcript has 3 exons. The record is from RefSeq and is a predicted model, not a curated record. Lineage: Eukaryota; Metazoa; Chordata; Actinopteri; Cypriniformes; Cyprinidae.